Ogataea polymorpha is the source of this 2463-nucleotide messenger RNA. RefSeq lists its product as uncharacterized. Gene Ontology annotation, cellular component: nucleus. The record is from RefSeq and is a predicted model, not a curated record. Gene Ontology annotation, molecular function: transcription cis-regulatory region binding; zinc ion binding; DNA-binding transcription factor activity, RNA polymerase II-specific. The transcript has a single exon. Gene Ontology annotation, biological process: regulation of DNA-templated transcription. The coding region runs from base 1 to 2463 and encodes 820 amino acids. Lineage: Eukaryota; Fungi; Ascomycota; Pichiomycetes; Pichiales; Pichiaceae.
AUGUCAUCUCACAAUACUGUUGCUGUUGAAAGUCCAAUUUUCUCAGAUACGACUGAAAUUUCUUCAGACGUUGAGCACAGUCAUCAAAUAUCAGGAAAACCCCAAACUGAAGGUAUCAGCAAACGGCGAUCAGUUGCCUGUAAAGCGUGUCAUGCUUUAAAAGUGAAAUGCGUUCCUGGUGAUCCUAAGAAUCAGUUGGGUACCUGUGUUCGGUGUCUUAAGGCUAAUAGAGCUUGUGAGUUUGAUCUGACGCAGUCCAGGAAAAAAAAGAAGCCCUCGGGACCAGGCAGCUCUAUCUCUAGAUUUCGGCUUCUGGAAUUCAGAUUAAAGGAACUACAGGACCUUUUGGAAUUAAAGAAUAAAACCAUCGAUCAACAGGCCAAAACAAUUGCCAAACAACAACAUAUGAUGAUAAGUCCGGAUGUUUUGAACGAUGACUCUCGGCGCCAAAUUUUGCAAACUCCGCCGUCGACGGUGAAUCCCAAUUCGCAAUCUUACACAACUACUGAUAAGUCUGAGAGUUUGUCGUCCGCUCAACGAUUUGAAAAGGAGAUCAGAUUUCUUGAAAGUGUUUCAAAAGAGCAAUCCUUGUGUUCUACCUCUGCCAUAGUGAACAUUUCUGAGCAAAGAAUUCGAAUGUGCAAGGCAAAUUUGAACUAUCGUGAAAACGACAUUAUUUCAAGAGGGUUACUGACAGAAGAACAGUGCGGUAGACUGUUUCAGAUGUUUUUGGAUAAGAUACUUCCAAAAAGCCCCAUUUUGCAAAUGCCUAGAGAUACAACUCUUGCAUCAAUGCGACAAAAGAAACCGCUUCUACUUCUAUCUUGUGUUUAUGUUGCCACAAUUUUAGAUGAAGAGCCAUGUUACAUUCCACUGGAGCUACAAUUGCGCAUAGAAACACUGGUGUUUGAAACUCUGAUUGGUGAGAUCCUUUUGAUAGGAGAAAAAAGUCUCGAGCUGCUUAAAUCGUUACUACUUUUGUGCAUAUGGUAUAUUCCACCCGAACUAUUUCAACAUCGAAGAUACCACAUGAUAAACUCCCUUUGCGUCUCAAUGUUACACGAUCUGGGUAUGACCGGAAGGCCUUAUUUCUUUUAUAGCAAAGAAGAAGGAGCUGUAAAGAAAAGGGCUGCUUGUGCUUUUGAAGACCCUGAAGAUUUAGAGAGCAAGAGUUUGUUGUUAUUGACAUAUUUCAAUUCGGUGUCGAUCUCGUUGUUUCUAAGAAAAAGGCUGCCCGUGCAAUGGACUGACUAUUGUGAUCAGUAUUGUAUUGAUUUGGAGGCAACAAAAAAGCCACGCUACAUUAUGGUUUCCAUUUAUUCUAGACUCAACUGCAUUCUCGAAAAAAUACACUAUGGAAUCAAUUCAACUGUGGAGCAACCAACGGCUAUAGAGCUAGACUAUGGAAUAAACAAGUACAUCACAGAAGAGAUUCGAAAAAAGCUCAAUACACUCAAGGGAAAGAUUAUAGAUUUCACGAAAGAUGAUGAACAAUCCUUUCAUUCAAUGAUGUCAUACUUUUUUUCAGUCCAGGCAUAUCUUCAUGAGCCAGCAUUGCAGGCCAUGUUUAGUUCAAAUAUGGCAGAAUUAGGAUCUCUUCCAGAUUAUUUGGCAGAAGCAAUUGAGUGUUCUACGGAAUCUUGCGUUCUAGCACUCAAACACUUUCUGCACUUGAAAGAAGAAUCUAUCACAGUGGAACCGUUUUUCCACUCAUCACGAAUAAUCUUCACCGCAGGCAUGUUGUUGAGAAUUCGCUAUCUGAGCAUCAGCAUUCCGGUUUUGAAUCAGUAUAGUUGCAUGACAGAAGAUACGAUGAAUGUUGUCAAAAGUUUGGCCUCGUUGGUUUAUCGGACAUCUCUGAAGUAUCCAAGGAACCACUUUUUGAAUAAGAUGCGGUUAGUGUUAUCUUUAUUCACGCAGACAUUUUUAUCGCAAUGCAAAUCUGCGUUCAAAUCUUUGCUACAAAAUAAGCCACCUUCAGGAGUUAGUGAAAAAUCUGGGGUCGAAUCGGCACAGCAUGCCUUCGUAAAUCCCUUUGGUAAUUCUCAUUACCCACCCGGAAAUUCGCCCAACGUAUCACACGAAGUGGGCUACUCUUCGCCUACGAACGUUCCCAAAGAAAAUGCGAACGCAUACGACCAAAAUGGAAAAUCUAGUGUUUCGUUAGAUUACGCUCCUGACGGUACGCCCGCAUCAUUGCCAGGAGAAACCACACAACUAACAAACCCCCAGUUCCAACAAAAUCUUCCUUCACCAGUGAUAGAAUCGCAGGAGGUACUGGCCCCACACAUACAACCAACACUGAAUUACUCUAGUGAAAAUAGCAUGGCAGACAACCUGGAGUAUCAAUACUGGGCUCUGAAUGACGAAUUUUGGAGUACACUAUUUGUCAAUAUUGAUGGAAGAAGUAACGAGCAAGAUCUAAACAAUUUUUACAUGAAUGAAUCGCUCAAUAAGCUUUAA